AACUUCUUUUUUAUUAUAGCGAAGGCAAAAAAUUGAGAAUGAGAAAAUACGAAAAAAAUUUUUAGAGGCAGAAGAGAAUACAAACAUGACACCAGAAGAAAAGAAAUUACUUCAACAAAAAUUACAAGAAGAAGCUGAUUUAGAGGUAGCUAAAGAAAUGUUAGGUGUUGGUGAGGGAGAUGAGGACUCAAUAGAUAGGAUGCAUCCUAAAACAAAAGAAGACUUUGUAUUAUUUGAACAAGCCCUUCAAAAGAAAUUACAAAGUGUUUCAAAGUCUGAGUAUUAUUCAGAAUUUAUUGAAGAACUAAUUAGGAAUUUAUCAGUUAAUUUAUCUAUGAAUGAUUUGAGAAAAUUAAAAGCUACUGUAGAUAAUAUGAAUAUAGAAAAAAUGAAAGCAGAAAAAGGAGAUAAAAAUAAAAAAAGCAAGGGAAAAGCAAAAGCAAAACUUCGUUUAGAUAAUAGUAAUGUAAGUAUUUAGCAUAUUUUAUUUUGG
Daktulosphaira vitifoliae (grape phylloxera) is the source of this 493-nucleotide messenger RNA. RefSeq names its product eukaryotic translation initiation factor 3 subunit J-like. NCBI's taxonomy places the organism in Eukaryota, Metazoa, Arthropoda, Insecta, Hemiptera, Phylloxeridae. The transcript has 2 exons. Gene Ontology annotation, molecular function: translation initiation factor activity. The record is from RefSeq and is a predicted model, not a curated record. The coding region runs from base 86 to 478 and encodes 130 amino acids. Gene Ontology annotation, cellular component: eukaryotic translation initiation factor 3 complex; cytoplasm.